AUGUCAGUGCGAGCGCCGACGAAGCAAGGCUCUGCCUCCUCCCAGUCGCGCAAACGAAAAGUGCUGCUGAUGGGCAAGUCUGGCUCUGGAAAGUCGUCUAUGCGCAGCAUCAUAUUCUCAAACUAUGUCGCCAGAGAUGUCCGCCGGUUAGGCGCCACCAUCGAUGUAGAGCACUCGCACGCGAAGUUUAUGGGCAAUCUCACCCUCAAUCUAUGGGACUGCGGCGGCCAGGAUGCAUUUACAGAGUCAUACUUGAAUUCGCAGCGAGAAUCCGUGUUCAGCGACGCCUCUGUGCUGAUCUACGUCUUCGAUAUCGAAUCGCGGGAAGUGGAAAGAGAUCUGGAGACAUAUUCGGCCGUGGUCGCGGCGCUCAAAGAAUUUUCGCCAACAGCACACAUAUUUUGUUUGGUCCACAAGAUGGAUCUGGUUCAGCAUGAGCACAGAGAGCGGAUAUAUGACGAGAGAUGUCGCUUGAUCAUUGCGCGCUCGGAAGGCAUGAAGCUGGAGACCUUCGCAUCCAGCAUCUGGGACCAGACGCUGUAUAAGGCCUGGGCGGGCAUUGUCCAUAAGAUGGUCCCCAAUUUGGCAGCCAUCGAGAAGUUCUUACUCAAUUUCGCAGCGAGAAUUUCGGCUGAAGAGAUCAUUCUUUUCGAGAGAUCGACUUUCCUGAUGGUCACAUCGACAUCGAACCUCCCAUCUGCUGGUGGCGAGGACGACAACCCAAAUCCAGACCGGCACGAACGCAUCUCAAAUAUCAUGAAGUCCUUCAAACACACCGUCGCGAAGAACACGCAUACAACAGCUGCCGCAACCAACUUCAUCAUGGCUAAGGUGCAGACGCCAAGCUUUAAUUCCUUUCUGGCACGUUUCACCGAAAAUACUUACAUCAUGGUUGUCAUGCCUCCGGGCGAAGCGGAGUUUAAUUGUGCUGUACUCAAUACUGCAUUGGCAAGGGAGGCAUUUCAGAAAGGUACUGGCGUUGAAGGCUGA
Messenger RNA from Cyphellophora attinorum, 990 nucleotides. Its product is annotated as Ras-related GTP-binding protein A. Bases 1 to 990 code for a protein of 329 amino acids. The transcript has a single exon. Lineage: Eukaryota; Fungi; Ascomycota; Eurotiomycetes; Chaetothyriales; Cyphellophoraceae. The record is from RefSeq and is a predicted model, not a curated record. Gene Ontology annotation, cellular component: fungal-type vacuole membrane; Gtr1-Gtr2 GTPase complex; nucleus. Gene Ontology annotation, molecular function: GTPase activity; GTP binding. Gene Ontology annotation, biological process: positive regulation of TOR signaling; cellular response to starvation; regulation of autophagy.